CUUCACUUCUACUCAAAAAAACCAAUAAAAUAGUCCACAAAAUCAAACCUUUCUCUCUUUCCCCUCCAACCAUAACUGAUAGUCCUCAUCAUUUAAUUCCGUUGCGAUUUCACUAGUUGUCUUGUCCCCUCCUCCAAAACCUCGUUCCUUCAUGAUUUUGGUUUCUUAUUCUAUAGUUCUGUUUCAUCGAUCCUUCAAUUUUUACGUUUAUUUCUCUAAUAUCAAAUGAACCCCAUGAAUCCCAAGUCCCUUAGUGCUUCAAGAGGUGGAGGAGGAGGAAAGAUGCCACUAUCCAUUGUUGCCAUCAUACUGUGUACCUUAGCUUUCAUGGGUUUACUGUACACUGAAAGACUCAGCUUUCUUUCGUCCAACACUAUUUUCAGGUUCAAGCCCUGUCCUGCGGCCAGAUACAAACUACCCAAAUCAGAUAGCAAGAAGUUGAAGGAGAAGCCGCUUGAUUACGGGGCUGAUGAUCGAUUCGAGUUUGAUCCAGAAGAAUGCAGCAUUACUAAUGGGAAAUGGGUGUUUAAUCGUUCCAUCAAGCCCCUGUACACGGAUUCGAGUUGCCCUUACCUUGAUAGGCAGGUUUCGUGUGUGAAGAACGGAAGGAAUGAUUCGGAUUACCUGUAUUGGCAUUGGCAGCUUGAUGACUGCAUGUUGCCUCGGUUCAAUCCAGAAAUUGCACUGAGAAAGCUGCAAGGGAAGAGACUAAUGUUUGUAGGGGAUUCGUUGCAGAGAGGGCAAUGGCAGUCAUUUGUUUGCCUGGUCGAAUCCGUAAUUCCUAAAUCCCAAAAAUCUAUGAAGCGAGGCCGCGUUCAUUCUGUCUUCAAAGCUAAGGAAUACAAUGCCACAAUCGAAUUUUAUUGGGCUCCGUUCCUAAUAGAAUCGAACUCAGACGUGCACAUCAUCGGAGAUCCAAAGCAAAGAAUCCUUAAAAUAGAUUCAGUUGCCAAGCAUGCCCAAAAUUGGAUCGGGGUAGACACCCUUGUUUUCAACACCUACGUUUGGUGGAUGAGCGGCCUCAAGAUCAAAUCAUUAUGGGGUAACUUCUCAAAUGGAGAGGAAGGUUAUGAGGAAUUGGAAGCACCGGUUUCAUAUAGGAUUGGAUUGAAAACUUGGGCAAAUUGGGUUGACACCACUAUUGAUCCUAAUAAAACUCGCGUCUUCUUCACUACUAUGUCUCCAACCCACCAAAGGUCCAAUCUCUUUUUUCCUUCUCUUCUUCUGGCUACUACCAAGUUAAAAAAAAAUACUCCUUCUGUCUCGAAAUUAUUGUCCAGUUUGAAGAUCUUACUUUUUCGUACAAAAACGAAAAUUCAAACUGGACAAUCAUUUUUUGGGCAGGAAGUAUAAGGUAUACUGGCUAGUUAUUAUUGCAUUAUUAUUUCGGAAUGUUUGUGAAUUGCAGAAGUGAAGACUGGGGCAACAAAGACGGCAUAAAAUGCUUCAACGAGACGAAACCCAUACUGAACCGAUGGCACUGGGGAAGUGGGUCAGAUCGAAAGAUGAUGAAUGUGGUGUCUAGUGUUGCAUCGAGGAUGAAAACCCCAAUCACAUUCAUCAACAUAACCCAAUUAUCAGAGUACAGAAUCGAUGCCCAUUCCUCUGUUUAUACAGAGUUGCAAGGUCAAUUGUUGACUGAAGAACAGAGGAAUGACCCUCUCCAUUUUGCAGAUUGUAUACACUGGUGUUUGCCCGGUGUUCCUGAUACCUGGAAUCAGUUACUCUUUGCACACUUGUAGCGUUUCCUUCUUCUUCUUCUUUUCCACUUCAUAUUGGGGCAUAAGGUUGAACUGAACGUGCUAUCGCUCUCGAGUUUGGAGCUCAAAAUUUCCAACUUUCUUAGAUGAGAGUACGUAAGAUACUAUUGUCGUGUUAAUACUACUUCAUGUUUGUAGCUAAUCUUCACUUAAUAGUUCAGUCAUUUAUGUCAUUUUUUUAUUUUUCUUUUUCAUUUCAGCUUUUGUUUUUUUUCUUUCUACUUCAUGGUUGUGAAAAACUUGGGGCUUGUAUAUCAUUAUUGUACUAUGGAAAUUAGAAACAGAGAUGCAAAAAAAUGCUCUUCUCUGAUUGUCGUUCCUUGCUUACUGACCUGCAUGUUCUUUCUCAUAGAACCUUCCGUGGACUAUGAAUUAUUUUUUAUUAAUAUGAAAGUAAAUGCUAUUCCCUCCG
Messenger RNA from Oldenlandia corymbosa var. corymbosa, 2172 nucleotides. NCBI's taxonomy places the organism in Eukaryota, Viridiplantae, Streptophyta, Magnoliopsida, Gentianales, Rubiaceae. The record is from the annotation of a GenBank genome assembly.